Limulus polyphemus (Atlantic horseshoe crab) is the source of this 570-nucleotide messenger RNA. Its product is annotated as Down syndrome cell adhesion molecule-like protein Dscam2. The transcript has 2 exons. Gene Ontology annotation, molecular function: cell-cell adhesion mediator activity. NCBI's taxonomy places the organism in Eukaryota, Metazoa, Arthropoda, Merostomata, Xiphosura, Limulidae. Gene Ontology annotation, biological process: dendrite self-avoidance; axon guidance; homophilic cell-cell adhesion. The record is from RefSeq and is a predicted model, not a curated record. Gene Ontology annotation, cellular component: plasma membrane; axon. The annotation marks the transcript as partial.
AUAUUGUUCCAGAGCUUAUUGAAAAAUUCUUUCAGAAACCUUUACAACCAGGGCAUCCAGUGUCUUUGAAAUGUGUAGCUAAGGGGACUCCAAAGCCCCAGAUAUCCUGGUACCUAGACGAAACUCCAGUUGUCCGAACUGGAAGAAUAAUUGUUGCAGAUUUUGUAAAUACAGAUGGAGCGGUAGUGAGUUACGUUAAUAUAUCGAAUGUUCAAGUUGAAGAUGGAGGGAAUUAUGAGUGUGUAGCUAGAAAUGGUGCAGGAACAGCAGCUUACGUCGAAAGGGUUGAUGUUUAUGGCUUACCUUUUGUUCGACCAUUUAGAAAUAUUACAGUUGUUGCCAAGAAAACAAUGAUAGUUCAUUGUCACGUUGCUGGAUAUCCAAUUGAUUCUAUUCAUUGGGAGAAAGAUAGUCGCCGUUUGCCAUUCAACCAUAGACAAAAAGUGCAUAAUAACGGAACCUUACAAAUCAGAAAUCUAGAUGAUAAAGAAGACGAAGGAGUGUACACUUGUGUUGCACGAAAUAACCGAAGCCAAAGUGCCAGGGCCUACUUUUACGCUAAUGUCAAAG